CUCGGGGCGGGCUGCGCAUGCGUGGCGCCGCGGCCGGGUCAGUGUGUAUGUGAGAGGCUGACGGGUUCAAAAUGGCGGCGGCGGCUCCUGUAAGAGGACAAAGGCGCCGGCGAGACCUGGAGGAAGAGGAGGAAGACAGCAGUCCUGGAGUGUCCUUCUCACUCUCUUCAGAAGAAUCGGAGAUGGAGCCUGAGGAAGAAAGGAUCCGUUACAGCCAAAGACUGCGUGGCACGAUGAGACGGCGUUACGAGGACGAUGGCAUCUCUGAUGAUGAAAUUGAAGGGAAGAGGACAUUUGACUUGGAGGAAAAGCUGUCCACCAACAAGUUUAACUCCACCUUCGUGGUCUUCAUGGAAGGCAAAGACUUCACAGUUGAAUACAUCCAGCGCGGUGGCCUGAGAGACCCUCUCAUCUUCAGGAGCUCCGAUGGCUUGGGGAUAAAGAUGCCUGAUCCAGACUUUAGCGUGAAUGAUGUGCGGCUCUGUGUUGGGAGCCGACGCAUGGUGGAUGUCAUGGAUGUGAACACCCAGAGGGAUAUCGAGAUGUCCAUGGCGCAGUGGGCACGCUACUAUGAAACACCGGAGGCCGAGAGGGAGAAACUUUACAAUGUCAUCAGCCUGGAGUUCAGCCACACCAAGCUGGAGAACCUGGUGCAGAGACCUGCGACGGUGGAUUUGAUUGACUGGGUUGAUAACAUGUGGCCAAGGCAUCUGAAGGAGAGUCAGACAGAGUCUACGAAUGCGAUCCUGGAGAUGCAGUAUCCAAAGGUGCAGAAGUACUGUCUGAUGAGUGUCAAGGGCUGCUACACAGAUUUCCAUGUGGACUUUGGUGGCACUUCUGUGUGGUACCACAUCCACCGAGGAGGAAAGAUCUUCUGGCUGAUCCCUCCUACACCCCAGAACCUGGAGCUCUAUGAAAACUGGCUUCUCUCAGGGAAGCAAGGAGACAUAUUUCUUGGGGACAGAGUGUCAGAGUGCCAGCGUAUUGAGCUCAAGCAAGGCUACACGUUUGUCAUCCCCUCAGGUUGGAUCCAUGCUGUGUACACUCCCAUGGACACCCUGGUUUUUGGAGGCAACUUCUUACACAGCUUCAACAUCCCUAUGCAGCUCCGGAUCUACAGCAUCGAAGACCGCACACGGGUCCCAAAUAAGUUCCGUUAUCCCUUCUAUUAUGAGAUGUGUUGGUACGUGCUGGAACGCUACGUCUACUGUAUCACCAGCCGCUCGCAUCUGACCAAGGACUUCCAGAAGGAAUCGCUCAGCAUGGAUAUGGAGCUGAGCUCCUCUGACUCGGUAAACAUGGAAGAGGAGGAGGAGGAAGAGGAGGAGGAGGAUGCGGCAGGGAAGGAAUCCAGGCGACCAGUCACAAGGCGAUCCAUUCUCACCAGCCCUGUAGCCAAUGGUGCCAAUGUGGACUAUGAUGAACUGGGCAAGAGCUGCCGGAGCAGCCUGCCAGGUCUGAAGAAGACCCCAUCUGUAGACUCUUCCGACUCCAGCCGGGGCUCCCAAAACGGCCAGGCCUGGGACCCAAACGGUGGCAGCCCACGCAAGACCAGGAAGGUGCAUCUGACACAGUUUGAGCUGGAGGGGCUGCGCUGCCUCGUGGACAAACUGGAGUCACUCCCCCUGCACAAGAAGUGCGUUCCCACCGGCAUCGAGGACGAGGACGCCCUCAUCGCUGACGUCAAGCUGCUGCUAGAAGAAUACGCAAACAGCGACCCUAAACUGGCACUUACAGGCGUCCCCAUCGUCCAGUGGCCCAAGAGAGAUAAGCUAAAGCUCCAGGCCCGGCUGAGGGUGCGCCUGCCCACCAUCCCUAUCACCAAGCCGCACACCAUGAAGCCAACUCCCCGCCCGACACCCGUCAGGUCAACAGUCUCUCCCAUCGUGUCAGGCGCCAGACGGAGGCGGGUGCGGUGCCGAAAAUGCAAGGCUUGCAUGCAGGGCGAGUGUGGCAUGUGCCACUACUGCAGGGACAUGAAGAAAUUUGGUGGGCCUGGCCGCAUGAAGCAGUCCUGUGUCCUCCGGCAGUGCUUAGCGCCCAGGCUGCCUCACUCGGUCACGUGUGCACUUUGCGGGGAGGUGGAUCAGAAUGAGGACUCGCAGGACUUUGAGAAGAAGCUCAUGGAAUGCUGUAUCUGCAAUGAGAUUGUUCACCCCGGCUGCCUGCAGAUGGACGGAGAAGGGCUGCUCAACGACGAGCUCCCGAACUGCUGGGAGUGCCCCAAGUGCUACCAGGGUGACGAUGCAGAAAAGGGCCAGAAGCGGAAGGUGGAGGAAAGCGACGAUGACACGGUGCAAGCCAAGGUGCUGCGGCCCCUGCGGAGCUGCGAGGAGCCCCUGACCCCCCCACCCAACUCGCCCACCCCCAUGCUGCAGCUGAUCCACGAUCCAGCAUCGCCACGAGGCGUGGUGACACGUUCAUCCCCGGGAGCCGGCCCCAGCGACCACCACAGCGCCAGCAGAGACGAGCGCUUCAAGCGACGGCAGCUGCUGCGGCUCCAGGCCACCGAGCGAACCAUGGUGAGGGAGAAGGAGAACAACCCCAGUGGCAAGAAGGAGCUCUCAGAGGUGGAGAAGGCCAAGCUGCACGGCUCCUACCUCACCGUGACGCUUCAGCGUCCCACCAAAGACGUCCACGGCACUUCUAUCGUCCCCAAGCUGCAAGCCAUCACAGCCUCCUCCACCAACCUGCAGCAUUCGCCCCGUGUGGUGAUGCGUCACGCACCCACCAGGAUGCCCCUGCGGGGCAGCGGCGAGGAGGAGGCGGCGGCUGAGGAGGAUGAGGAGGAAGAGGAGGACGAGGAUGAGAACGCAGAGGAGGGAGGGGUGGCCCGGCUUAAUGGCCGAGGUGGCCGGGCGCAAGAGGGCGAGGAGAGCUGGAUGCAGCGCGAGGUGUGGAUGUCUGUCUUCCGCUACCUCACUCGCAGGGAGCUCUGCGAGUGCAUGCGGGUGUGCAAGACCUGGUACAAGUGGUGCUGUGACAAGAGAUUGUGGACAAAAAUAGAUUUGAGCAGGUGCAAGUCCAUAACCCCACAAGCGCUGAGUGGCAUCAUCAAAAGGCAACCAGUCAGCCUCGACCUCAGCUGGACCAACAUCUCCAAAAAACAGCUCACGUGGCUCGUCAACAGGCUGCCAGGCCUGAAAGACCUCAUCCUAGCAGGCUGUUCCUGGUCUGCGGUCUGUGCUCUCAGUACCUCCAGCUGCCCCCUUCUCAGGACCCUCGAUCUUCGGUGGGCAGUAGGAAUCAAGGACCCUCAGAUCCGGGACUUACUCACGCCUCCAACAGACAAACCCAGUCAGGACAAUCGCAGCAAACUCCGCAACAUGAUUGAUUUCCGGCUCGCCGGCCUGGACAUCACCGACGCCACACUGCGGCUGAUCAUCCGCCACAUGCCCCUGCUCUCCCGCCUCGACCUCAGCCACUGCAACCACCUUACAGACCAGUCGGCCAACCUCCUCACGGCCGUGGGCUCUUCCACACGCAACUCCCUCACCGAGCUCAACAUGGCAGGCUGCAAUAAGCUGACGGACCAGGCCUUGCUGUACCUGCGACGCAUCUCCAACGUCACCCUAAUCGACCUGCGAGGUUGCAAACAGAUCACCCGCAAAGCCUGUGAGCACUUCAUCUCGGACCUGUCCAUCAACAGCCUCUACUGCCUGUCCGAUGAGAAGCUGAUCCAAAAAAUCAGCUAGAAACCCUCUGCGGGGCAGACUGAGGAGAAGGAAAAGAGCCCAUCCCACCUCUCUCGGAGAGCUGCUCCUCCAUGGUCCCACCUUGUCCUCCGUGUCCUGCCCCUGCCUCCCACCUGACUCAGCAGGCAGGGCUGCCGCUGGCUGCGCUCCACCGUCCUUCCUCCUCCUCUUGUGGGCCUUCUGCCAAUGAAGACGGUCCCACCAGGCUGGCCAGUACCAGAGGAGGAACGGGCACAUGGCAGGGAGCCCUGGAGGUUGUCACGGAGAAGUGGGGCGCCCUCUCCCCUCAGCUUUUCCCCCACCUUCCCAGCAUCUCCUUGCCUUGAAACACUUGUUGCUUCCCCAUUAGCACAAAGCUUGAGGGUCAAGGGCUCUCCAAGGAAGCAGGAGCAGAGCUGGACCAAAAGCCACCCAUCGGUGCCACCAUGCCCUGCGCUCUCGGCCCCCUUUAGGUUUCCCCUCAUCCGGGGAGGGGUUGGGAUCGAACCCCUUUCCUUCUCGUCUAUCCAAGCAGCUCCUGGUUGUGGUGGUUCCAGGAGCAGGAGAAGCGAGGCUGGGAGAUGAUGCUCUUCUGCUCUUCUGGAGCACCCGUCAAUCCCAAGACAACUCCUUCCGGAGAGGAUGGGAGCAGAGGAGAAACACCCAGGUCCAUCAGAGCUCAGGGAGGACUCGGAAAGUAUCACCUAGGGCUGAGGGAGCACCCGGGGAGGGAACAGGACCUGCCUCCUCUUCCUCCCCAGCUCGGCCCUGCCAAGCACUGGGCUUGGAGAGGCGAAAGCCGCUCGCUCUGCCCAGGCCCCACGGCCCCUCCUGGCACCACGGCCCCACCGCAGCGUCUUCUCGUUCCCCCAUUCCCUUUUUUCGCUGCCGUUUUUCCUUUGCAAUGAACGGUCGGUCCAAAGAACCUCUCUCUAGGGCAGCAGAGAGCUUUUUGCACUUUAAAAAAAAAAAAAAAAACAACAAAAAAACAAACAAACGUGAAAAAAAAAACAAAAACACAGAAAAAAGAAACUACAAAAAAAAAAAGUUGGAAUUUUUUUUUUUUUUUUUUUUUUUUUUGAGUCAUUAUUUUAUUUCCCUGCCUGUGCCCGGACUUUUCCCCCCGGCACGGAGCCCGGCCUGUGGCAGCAGCGCUUACGGAGAGCACAAAACGCCCCCGGAGAGGAGGCCGGGGGUCGCGCCGAGCAGCCCCCUUGUCGCUUCCGAAGCAAUAAAGGAAGGAAAAACGGUGGCAGCUCCCUCUGUCCCGGGCUCGAGGGGUUUGGAAUCAUGUCCUUCUGCUUCCCUCCCUGUUUGGAAACUCAACCUUCAUCCUUCCCAAAACCGGGUGGGAUGCGAGGGGCCGCGGCGAGGAAGAGCGGCGAGCCAGGCCGCGCCUGCCUUACUCUCUUCGUCCGAAGAAUCAAAGCUUUUUAUUUACGUUUUCCUUCGGGAUCGAUUUAUUUUGUGGAGUUUUAGGGGAAAAAAAAAAAUAAAUAAAGACACAAAAGGCAGCGAGCAAGCACGGAGCAACUUGUGCCCCGCUCGGGCCUGAGCGCGGAGCUCCCUACGUGCCACCACGGAGCCCAAGAAUCCCCGUGGGGGGAAAAUCCCUGCGGAAAGAAGUGGAAAAAAAGAGAAAAUUCUAUAUAUAAAAAAAAUCACUUAGUGAUUUAAAAACCAGCCCCUACUGCUCCCCACGGACACCUCCCGCGAGAAGGCACCGGCAUCGAAGGCUUUGGUUGUGGUUUGGGUUCGUUUCGAUCCCCCCCUCCUCCCUCUCCCGUUUUUCCCUUUCCCCCCUCGGAGAAAUAUUGUAAAUAUCUAUUUUUUUGUUGGCGAUUUCGAGUCCAUCUCUGAUGUUUUGUGCUUUCAAAAUUAAAUGUAAGCA
Cuculus canorus (common cuckoo) is the source of this 5565-nucleotide messenger RNA. RefSeq names its product lysine demethylase 2A (gene KDM2A). Gene Ontology annotation, biological process: regulation of transcription by RNA polymerase II; protein demethylation. Gene Ontology annotation, molecular function: transcription coregulator activity; protein binding; DNA binding. The transcript has 22 exons. The record is from RefSeq and is a predicted model, not a curated record. Lineage: Eukaryota; Metazoa; Chordata; Aves; Cuculiformes; Cuculidae. The coding region runs from base 72 to 3695 and encodes 1207 amino acids.